This is a messenger RNA of Micropterus salmoides (largemouth bass), 3361 nucleotides long. RefSeq names its product signal recognition particle 72 (gene srp72). The record is from RefSeq and is a predicted model, not a curated record. NCBI's taxonomy places the organism in Eukaryota, Metazoa, Chordata, Actinopteri, Centrarchiformes, Centrarchidae. The transcript is spliced from 19 exons. Gene Ontology annotation, biological process: SRP-dependent cotranslational protein targeting to membrane. Bases 1 to 2007 code for a protein of 668 amino acids. Gene Ontology annotation, molecular function: 7S RNA binding; ribosome binding; protein binding. Gene Ontology annotation, cellular component: signal recognition particle, endoplasmic reticulum targeting.
AUGGCGAGCGGAGGGGUCUCGGUGGCUUCGCUGUGGACUGAAGUGAACCGCUGCGGACAGAAUGGAGACUACACGAGAGCCCUGAAAGCUCUGACUAAAAUUUUGCACGAAAACAGAGACGAUGUGACGGCCCUUACCUGUAAAAUAGUUUGCCUUGUUCAGAAUGGCAGCUUCAAAGAGGCGCUGAAUGUCAUGAACAUCCAUUCAAAGGUGCUCGGCAGUGAGGUUGUGUUUGAGAAGGCGUACUGCGAGUACCGGCUUAACAGAGUGGAAAGUGCCCUGAAGACCAUUGAAAGUGCUCCUGAACAAACAGACAAGCUGAAGGAGCUCUACGGUCAAGUGUUGUACAGACUGGAGCGCUACGAUGACUGCAAGUCUGUCUACACAGAUCUGAUCAGGAACUCUCAGGAUGAGUACGAGGAAGAGAGGAAGACCAACCUCGCUGCUGUGGUGGCUUCAAUGAGUCAGUGGGAGGAAGCGCCACUGGAAGAUCUAGGUCUACCCGAGUCGACAUAUGAGCUGUGUUACAAUGCUGCCUGCGCUCUGAUUGGCCAAGGACAGCUUACGGAGGCCCUCAAUAAACUACGACAAGCAGAGGAUCUUUGCAGAGUCUCAUUGGCAGAUGAUUCUGAUAUGACUGAAGAGGAUAUCGAGUCGGAGCUGGCCGUCAUCCAUUCUCAGAUGGCGUAUGUCAUUCAAUUACAAGGUCGGACAGACGAGGCACUGCAGCUUUACAACCAGGUCAUCAAGCUCAAGCCAUCAGAUGUGGGGCUGCUUGCUGUGACUGCCAAUAAUAUCAUUACAAUAAACAAGGACCAAAACGUGUUUGACUCAAAGAAAAAGGUGAAACUGACUAACGCUGAAGGUGUUGAAUACAAGUUGGCAAAGAAGCAGCUGCAGGCCAUUGACCUAAACAAAGCCCUCCUGGCCAUGUACACUAACCAGGCUGACCAGUGCAGGAAACUGUGCUCCAGUCUUCAGUCUCAGAAUCCGGGUCACCCGCGGCCGGUCCUCAUCCAGGUUGCUCAGCUGUGCAGGGAGAAGCAGCACAGCAGGGCCAUAGAGCUGCUCCAGCAAUUCUCAGAUCAGCAUCCAGAGAGUGCAUCUGGCAUCAAACUGACAAUGGCACAACUAUAUUUAAUACAAGGUCAUGUAACAAAAGCUUGUGAUGUUCUAAGGUCCAUUGAAGAGUUCAAGCACAAAUCAGGGAUGGUUUCAGCUCUGGUAACGAUGUACUCCCAUGAAGAAGACAUUGACAGCGCUAUUGACAUUUUCAAACAAGCUAUUGAGCACUACCAGUCUGAACAGCCCGGAUCUGCAGCACACUUGGCUCUUGUACGAGAAGCUGCCAAUUUCAAACUGAAGUACGGACGGAAAAAAGAAGCGAUUAGUGAUCUGGAGCAGCUGUGGAAGCAAAACACCAACGACAUCCACACAUUGGCACAACUCAUCUCGGCGUAUUCUCUGGUGAACACGGAUAAAGCCAAAUCCCUCAGCAAGCACCUACCAUCCGCAGACACAAUGGCCUUAAACGUGGAUGUAGACGAGCUGGAGAACUCCCACGGAGCCACCUACGUCAGGAAAAAAGCUGCUAAGGUCAUAGGAGAAAACCUUCCCAAAGAACAAGGCCAAGGUGAGAUCAAAAAGAAGAAGAAGAAAAAGAAAGGCAAACUGCCUAAGAAUUGUGACCCCAAAGCGACCCCUGACCCUGAGAGGUGGAUGCCCAUGAAGGAGCGUUCCUACUACAGAGGCAAGAAGAAGGGAAAGAAGAAGGAGCAGAUCGGAAAAGGCACACAGGGAGCAACUGCAGGAGCUUCAGCCGAGCUGGAUGCCAGUAAGACAGCCAGUAGCCCCCCUACCUCCCCCAGACCAGGGUCUGCAUCUAGCUCAUCUACAGCCCCCGCUAGCAACGUGGUCCCCCCACGACAGCAGAAACCCGCAGCCUCGGGGGCCACACGAAAGAAGGCACCACAGAAAAAGAAGAAGGGUGGCAAAGGCGGCUGGUAGUCGGAGGGAAGCAACGUGAGGCAGAGGAGCCAUGGGCUGUGUGGCUGAGAAAUCACCAAGAAAUCAAAAGCUUUUUUUUUUUUUUUUAAAUGUUCAAAAAAGUUUAAUUAGACUUUUUUCUUCUGGUCAUUCAUUUAAAAAUGUGAAACCAAAAGCUCCCCUUUGCUCUUCUAUGUCAUUAAUUUGUGGUGUUUUUUUUAGCACAGAAGAGAGAAUUUCUAAAAGACAGUUCCACUGUAAUUAACUUUGUGUUACACUGCAAAAGCAGAUUGUUUCUUAGUUAUUUUUACUUUUUUUUUAUUGUGACUUUUGGAGUUCACAGUAAAAGGAACAAAAAAUAUUUUAUUGUUCUAUCAUUAUAUGCUAAAUUUACAUUUCUAUAAUAAAAUGUGAUACAUUUUUGGGUUGAUUCAGCCAACUUUUAUUCAGUGAAGUUUCAAAUCAAUCCUUAAAGGUGGGGUAGGCAAUUUCAGCAAGUAUCUCGUCACAGUCUGCUAGCUGUCCGUUCUGUGUGUGAGCUGACAAAAAUCUGGUGUUUGUACACGGUCCUGGCUCUGUAAAUGGGAAACAAAGAAAGUGGCUCGCACCGAACCACGCACCACUAUUCCAGCCAUUCCUGCCAUGAUUUGUGCGUCAGGUAAAUUGCUUGUCCACGGACAUUCAGCUUAAUUUCUACUCUGCCAAGACCAUGCUUUUAUUGUGAUGUUGGCUAUAGUAGCAGAAGAGUUGUAUUGCUGUUUGGAGCUAGUGUUCUGGCUCUGGGAAAACGUCUUGUCCUUUCUCCACAUUAGCUUCACAGCAGCAACUGUAGCGACAGUGGGCUAACCCACAACUUAGCGAACGUUAGUUACAUUACUUGCUGUGUCGUCGUUCACUCUAUAUCAUGCUGUUGGACAUCGCAUACCCCACCUUUAACACAAUGUCCCUUCUGACAUCAAGGACAUUUUAUGGGACCUUAAUGUUUUCAUUCAGGAAAACCCACAGAUCAGUUCAAAUGGCUAGUAUAGUUUGAUAAGCACACUGCUUUUGGAAGGUAACUUGAAGUUAAAUUUUUGGGAGAAUUGUCAUUUUAAUAUGUCUUGGGGGUCUGAGGGUCACAUGGUUUGGUAAUUAGCAAACAGCCAGACAUUGUGCUCUGACUGUUUGCCAUUAUGUUCCUCUAAAUUUCCCCUUUUCUUUCACUAAGCUGAUGCAAUGUUAAAAAAUAUUUAUUUUUGAAUCUGUGUUGGUCUACUUUCAAGCAAAAUAACUUGGAAGUCUUGAAUUUAAUUUUGCAUGUUUUAGAAAAUGAGGAACUAGACCAAACAGACAUCCCAUUUUGUUAAGUCUCAAUAAAACUCUUAACAGCAACACA